Messenger RNA from Aspergillus calidoustus, 1416 nucleotides. The record is from the annotation of a GenBank genome assembly. NCBI's taxonomy places the organism in Eukaryota, Fungi, Ascomycota, Eurotiomycetes, Eurotiales, Aspergillaceae.
AUGGGGUCAUUAGAAGCUGGACACAGACACAGGGAUCACCUCCCGUCCAUCGGUUUUCUAGGUCCGAGAGCUUCAGCCGCCUCCCCUGCGCCCCUCCUCAGUCCGGCCGCGAUGUACUCGAAUCAACCUCCCCCGUAUCCCUACUCUACGACUCCUACAACUGCAGGCCCCGGAUACGUCUCCCCCUCAGAACCGCGACGCGCCGACGACGAGAAAGACAAGCCUCGGCAGUCCCUCCCUUCCAUCCAUGAGGCGUUGGGCAAUGAUAACCCCCUCCCUUACCCUGGGCCUCCAACAUCUGCUCCUCCUCAGCAAUCCCAUAGCGCACCUCCUCCGCAUCACAUCCCCAACUUCGCUGGUCGUCCUGGCCCCGAAGGGCCGCCAGGUCCUCCUAACCCCUUCUCGAACGGAGCGCCAAACAACUCCUUCCCGCGCGAUUCCACACUGCAUCACCAGCAAUCAUUACAGAACGAACCGUCAAGACCUAGUUUAACGUCUUUAAACACGCAAGAUUCAAGAAAUGCUUCCCUUCAGUCCCUGAGCUCGGGCAAAUCACCUACCCAAAGCACUAGCACCAGCAAUACUUCCAUUCCUGGUUCGCAGACUGGCUCUGGAUACGAGUACAAUGCACCACCUACCGCAAGUAGUGUCGCUUCGCCAACUGGGUACGGCGGUUAUUCGCAACCCUAUCCGUUUCAGUCGCAGCCUCCUUCUGGAGCACCCGUGUACCCGGUCACAUCUUAUGAGUCUAGGCCGUAUGUAGGCCCGCGCGUGGAUGACAUGAACGCUGCAAUUCCAGGACAUACGUUCCCGGGACACUCCCAAAAUGACUCUGUGAAACGCCAUCUCGACGUGUACGAGGUUGAAACAUCACUGAAUGAGAUGGUCGAUUGUAGCUCGCAGACAUUAAACUUUUCACGGCACUAUGCGACAAGAGCGCACCAGAGUCGUUCGGGGCCUGUAAUGGGCUCUUUACCCUCGGUGCAGGAGGUGGAAGAGAUGCUAAACACCCACCGAAGAAACCACGAGGCUCUGAUGCGUCUAAGAAGCGCGGUUCUCAGCCAAGAGCAUGCUCUGGCUGAGCAGAUGGCGCAAAGGAAAGCAUACAAGGCUGGUGGACUUCAUGAUGACGACCGCAUGGCGAUGUACCAGGACGAGUUCAAGAGCAACGGAGGAUUUGCCGGUCCAGAUGCAAAGAAACGGCGCGGUAAAGCUGCUCCUCCCGGUCGUUGCCAUAGUUGUAACCGCGCUGAAACCCCGGAAUGGCGUCGUGGCCCAGAUGGCGCACGAACUCUGUGCAAUGCCUGCGGUCUACACUAUGCAAAGUUGACGCGCAGGAUGGGCGCCAACAAGGCGGCGAAUUUGGGGUCUAACCUCAAACCCAAGAUUGACUCGGUAUCACCACGCAGUCAUUAA